AUGGAUCAAAAAUCGGAAAUCCCUGCAGAUCCAAAGCUGGAUCCUGCAAACCAACAUCCGCAUGCUCAUCACCACCACACCGCCUUUGCCGAACAGGGGCGCGAAGAAGAGGUAGUUUAUGCGCAGGAUACAUUUGACAAGGGCGUCGAGCCAGCACCCGUCGACACUGCCAGCAAGAAUUCCGACGAAGAAGCCGCGCAGAGAUCUCCGGCACACCGAACGUGGCUCCGUCGCGUAGGAAAACAAUGGCGACACAUGGUUCAUGCUGUCAUUUGGCUCUUGUUUACCGGCUGGUGGAUUGCUGGCCUGAUUCUGCAUCGAUAUGACCGGGGAUGGUUGAUUCCUUUCCUCCUCUACCUAGCUAUCACCCUGCGGAUCAUCUUUUUCUACGUGCCCAUCACCAUCGUCACAAAGCCCAUGUACUGGGUGUGGGAGCAUACCGCUCGUCCCUUGGUGGGCGUCAUUCCGCCAAAGCUCAGAACCCCUCUUGCAGCUUUGCUGUGUGUUGCAGUGAUUCUGGUCGGCUCGUUCGCUUCUCCCGAGUCGGAGGAUAACACUCGUGCGAACCGAGCGGUCAGUCUAUUCGGUAUGCUGGUCUUCAUCUUUGGUCUGUGGGCCACUUCACGGAAUCGUAAGAAGAUCGUCUGGCACACCGUCAUCGUCGGCAUGUUAGCGCAGUUCAUCAUCGCCCUCUUCGUGCUCCGCUCAGGUGCUGGCUACGAUAUCUUCAACUUUAUCUCUGGCCUGGCCAGUGAUCUGCUCGGAUUUGCCGUUGACGGUGUCACCUUCUUGACAAGUGAGGAUUUCUAUAACACGAAAACCCCCUUUGCCCCCGCAAACUUCUUCCUCGUCAGCGUCGUGCCUGCAAUUAUCUUCUUCGUCUCCCUGGUCCAGCUGUUAUAUCACUAUAAUAUCCUCCAGUGGUUCGUCGGCAAGUUCGCCGUGUUCUUCUUCUGGAGCAUGCGAGUUUCCGGCGCCGAGGCCGUCGUCGCCGCCGCCUCGCCUUUCAUCGGCCAAGGUGAAUCCGCCAUGCUGAUCCGUCCGUUCAUCGAACACCUCACCAUGGCCGAAUUGCACCAAGUCAUGUGUUCCGGCUUUGCCACCAUCGCCGGAAGUGUUCUCAUCGCCUACAUCAGUAUCGGUGUUAACCCGCAAGCAAUGGUCAGCGCCUGUGUCAUGAGUAUCCCGGCUUCGCUGGCGGUUUCCAAGCUUCGCUGGCCCGAAGAAGAAGAAUGUCUCACGGCCGGCCGUGUGGUCGUCCCUGAAAGCGAGGAUCAUAAAUCAUCCAAUGCCUUGCACGCUUUCUCGGGUGGUGCGUGGCUCGGUCUCAAGAUCGCUUCUAUGAUUGCUGCAACUUUGCUGUGUAUUAUCUCUUUCGUGGGACUCAUCAACGGUCUCCUGACUUGGUGGGGCCGAUACCUCAACAUCAAUGACCCCCCUCUCACCCUCGAGCUUAUUGUCGGCUACAUCUGCUAUCCGAUUGCCUUCUUGCUCGGUGUUUCCCGUGAUGGAGAUUUGCUGAAGGUCUCCCAACUAAUUGGUCUCAAGCUCGUCACCAACGAAUUCGUCGCUUACAAGGCGCUCCAAGACAGCGCAGAUUAUGCUGAUCUUUCUGAUCGCUCUCGCCUCAUCGUCACCUACGCCCUUUGUGGUUUCGCCAACAUUGGAUCCCUGGGCAACCAGAUCGGUGUGCUUUCGCAGAUCUCGCCCGGUCGUGGUGGUGAUGUUUCGCGUGUGGCAUUCAGUGCUAUGAUUACUGGCGCCAUCAGUACUUUCACCAGUGCUUCUGUUGCCGGGUUGCUUAUUACCAACGAGAAGCAAUACUUCGGUACCUAG
Molecule: messenger RNA, 1836 nt
Organism: Penicillium salamii
Lineage: Eukaryota; Fungi; Ascomycota; Eurotiomycetes; Eurotiales; Aspergillaceae
Source: the annotation of a GenBank genome assembly